This is a messenger RNA of Diaporthe amygdali, 1974 nucleotides long. RefSeq lists its product as uncharacterized. The coding region runs from base 1 to 1974 and encodes 657 amino acids. NCBI's taxonomy places the organism in Eukaryota, Fungi, Ascomycota, Sordariomycetes, Diaporthales, Diaporthaceae. The record is from RefSeq and is a predicted model, not a curated record. The transcript has 3 exons.
AUGCCACCAAGCAAGCCAUUGCCCAUAUCUGACGAGUUCAGCUCUGCAGAGGACUAUGUGAGCUCACUGCUGGACUUCGCUUCAACAUGCGACCUAUUUCAAAUACUCUGUGGAGGAGUGCACAUCCUGGAUUUCUUUACCAAUGAGCCAGGAUUGUUCCAAUGGGUUCUCGAGCCGGACUGGCAGCAAUUUCUCAUGGAGUGCGAUCCCAUGGCACUUCUAGACUUUCUCCUGAGAGAUGAUCCGGAUGCUCCAGCAACGGAGCGCUCAUGGCCUGAAGCGCCGGAAUCCCUGCGCCAGUACGUCAAGGACGUACGGAGGCUCUCACUUAUACGCUCGUUUACACCGGUGAAGCCCAGGUUGCCCGUCAUACCUCGGCAAGUGGCCGUGGGUAUGAAUGUGAAGAAGAAACACGAGGUGACCAACUUCGCAGACUAUGUGGACCGCCUGGCGGCGGACAUCGCCCAGCUGACAGGGACGGAGAUGACUCACUUCAUCGAUUUUGGCAGCGGCCAGAACUAUCUUGGGCGGACGCUGGCUUCUGCCCCGUACAGUAAGGACAUCGUUGCGGUCGAGAGGCACGAGCACAAUCAAGCCGGGGCCAGGGAGCUGGACGUCCUUGCGGGCAUCGCAGAGACGGAGAAGGUGCUGAGGAACAAGAAAAUCUGGCAAAGCCUGGUAGACAGCAAAAAGGACGCCGGUGAGCUGGACGAGAAGGGCACGAGAAGGACGGCAGAGAAGCACACGGCUGAACAAAUCGCGGCGGUCGAGCUCAGGCCAAGGAGAGAGCUGGAGGCUAUCUACCGCCCCGAGGAGGGAAGGGGCCUUAUCAAGUACGUCACAGGACGAUUGGAGACUGGAGACCUGUCCGACGUGCUGAACAAGAUCCACGAUGCCGACGUCCCGGAGGAGAAGCGCAGGGAGCUUUCUCUGAUGGCAAUAUCAAUCCAUUCCUGCGGCAAUCUCUCGCAUUUUGGAAUCCGCUCCAUGAUCCUGAACCCCAGCAUCAAGGCAGUCGCGAUCGUGGGAUGUUGCUACAACCUGCUUACGGAGAAGUUGGGCCCUCCUACGUACAAACUGCCCUACAUGCGACCCAGCCUACAGGCCCUCAAUGGACGGGUGGUCCGAGAAUCAGAGAAGUACGACCCUCAAGGCUUCCCUAUGAGCAAACGGGUGUCGUGUCACAACGAUCGCGGCAUCCGAUUGAACAUCACAGCUCGCAUGAUGGUCUUCUGGGAUAACCUCUUCUGGGAUAACCUCUUCUGGGAUAAUCUCUUCUGGGAUAACCUCCUCUGGGAUAACCUCCUCUGGGAUAACCUCCUCUGGGAUAACCUCCUCUGGGAUAACCUUCUCUGGGACCAAGGCAGCAUUGAGGCAUGUCAAGCACCAUACAAUUGGACAGAAGUUGAGUCCGACUCCUUUUUCACGAGGCAUUUCUACCGGGCAGUCCUACAGAAGAUAUUCUUGGACAGGGGCGUCAUAUCUAAGGUGUAUCACGAUAGAGUAGACAGCGGUGAGGGCGAGGGCGAUGAGGGCAAAGAGAACGGCAAAGAGAGCCCGUUCAACAUGAGCACCAACCCCGUCAUCAUCGGGUCCCUGGGGAAGAGCUGUUUCAAGUCGUUCCAUGCCUACGUGCGCGGGGCGAUCAAGAAGCUGGCCGCUAACGAGGACACCAACGAAAAGUACAGCAAGGUGAUCCACGACAAGAUGGGCGACAUGACGGACGAGGAGAUCGACGCCUACGCGAGGGCCUACGCGCCGCGCAAGCGGGAGCUCAGCAGCAUCUGGACCAUGAUGGCCUUCAGCGCCGCGGUCGUCGAGUCGCUGAUUGUGACGGACCGCUGGCUCUUCCUCAAGGAGCACGGCGACGUCGUCCAGGACUGCUGGGUGGAGUCGGUGUUUGACUACAAGGAGAGCCCGCGGAACCUGGUGGUGGUUGGUAUCAAGAGGAAGGAGGCGGCCGUGGACAGCUGA